Molecule: messenger RNA, 381 nt
Organism: Lactuca virosa
Lineage: Eukaryota; Viridiplantae; Streptophyta; Magnoliopsida; Asterales; Asteraceae
Source: the annotation of a GenBank genome assembly
AUGUAUCCUUCACGCUUCACAUGCAUAAUCGCUACAGAGUAUUACAUGGCGACUAAUCAUGCUAACGCCGUCGCAUCCAACUCCACAGCCGCUCUUGUCAAACCCACAAAAGAAACCAAGUCCAAGAAGCCGCUAGAUAUGCGAAAGAUAAGACUACAACAUCCGCAACAAGGAAAAGAUUUCACCGUGGAUUUUGUAAACGAUGAUGGUAAAACAGUUUGUAAUCUAUGCAAAAAAACCUUUGAGAAGAUGGAAUUCCUUUACGGUCACAUGGAGGGUCAUUCUGAUGGCGAUUGGAAGACAUUCUUCACAGUGCCUAAAACCCCUACUGUGAUCAAGGUGGCUGAUUCAAUGCUGCCCCAGUACUUAGGUGGAAGUUGA